Messenger RNA from Bufo gargarizans (Asiatic toad), 2193 nucleotides. RefSeq names its product kallikrein B1 (gene KLKB1). Gene Ontology annotation, biological process: proteolysis. Lineage: Eukaryota; Metazoa; Chordata; Amphibia; Anura; Bufonidae. The record is from RefSeq and is a predicted model, not a curated record. The transcript is spliced from 16 exons. Gene Ontology annotation, cellular component: extracellular region. Gene Ontology annotation, molecular function: serine-type endopeptidase activity; protein binding. Bases 80 to 1963 code for a protein of 627 amino acids.
CAAUUUAAACAUGAAAAGCUUUGGGAUCCAGUGAGAUGCCCCAGACACAGCCCAAGGACAGAAAUCUGCACAGAUCAGGAUGACAUUGUAUUACACUGUGGCAAGUCUUCUCCUGCUGUUUGACGUGGCUUGUGGAGAUUGUGUACCUGGACUCGAACAUGAUGUGCUCCUUCAAGGAGGAGACCUGAGUACUGUGUUUGCUCCAGAUGUUGAAUAUUGCCAGAUGGUCUGUACCUUCAACCCACGUUGCUUGAUGUUUACUUAUCUAACAGAAAGCUGGCCAAAUGAAAAUGAAAGGUUUGCUUGUUUUCUGAAGGACAGUGCAACAUUACAUUUACAAAAAGUAUUGACACCAGGAACCAUUUCAGGACAUUCUUUGAAACACUGCACAAAAAAAAUUUAUGUCUGUAGGGAUAAGAUUUUUUCUAAUCUUGACAUGAUUGGAACAACAUACAACAUUUCUAGAGUAAGCAGUGCAGAGGAAUGCAGAGAACGCUGCACCAAUAGUGAACACUGCCAGUUCUUUACCUAUGUUACAGAGAAAUACCACAGCACUCAACACCGGAACAUCUGUUACUUCAAAUACUCUGGCAAAGGGAUGCCAACGAGAAUAAGGAAACUUUCCAAUGUCAUGGCCGGAUUCUCAUUAAAGCCUUGUGGAAAGUCUUCAUUAGAUUGCCAAAGAGAUAUUUUUCAGGAAAUGGAAUUUUCUGGGGAAAGUCUUACAAGUGUUAUUGCACCUAGUGUGCAUAUGUGUCAGAAGAUUUGUACAUUCUACCCAAACUGCUUAUUUUUUACCUAUGUAACAAAGGACUCAGCAGAAGUAAAUCAAAGAAAUCGCUGUUACCUAAAGACGUCAAAAACUUCAAAACCAAAUGAUGUACGUUACAUAGACAAUGUUGCAUCAGGAUUUAGCCUCCUGCCAUGUAAAACAUCACUUUCAGUAUGUCCAUUACCAAUCCUAAAUGAUACCGUCUUUCUUGGCACUGACCUUCAUGUUGGGGAAGUUAACGGGGAGAAAGAUUGUCAGCAACUCUGCACAAAUAACAUCCGAUGCCAGUUCUUUACCUACAGACCUCAUGAAUGCAACCAGAAGAAGUGCAAAUGCCACUUGAGGAUGUCAUCCAAUGGCCUGCCAACUGCUAUAGAACAUGGGAAAGGAGGGACUUCAGGGUUCUCUCUGAGAGUCUGUAAAACUAAAACAGUUGGAGGAUGUGGUAAACCUGUUGAUCAGGAGAGCAGAAUUGUAGGUGGCAGUAACAGCUCUCUUGGAGAAUGGCCAUGGCAAGUGAGCAUGCAUCUUAAAUUAUCCUCUAACAGACAUGUGUGUGGUGGAUCUCUUAUCAGUAACCAAUGGAUUCUCACUGCAGCCCACUGUGUUGUCCAAUGGCCUCUGCCACGAUAUUGGAGCAUCUAUAUUGGUAUUUUAAUGCUGUCAGAAAUCACUCCAGCUACCCCAGUUUUAUAUAUCGAACAAAUUAUUGUUCAUCCUGAUUAUACUGAUGCAGAAAGCGGCAGUGACAUUGCUUUACUAAAAUUAAAAACACCCAUCACGUUCAAUGAUUACCAGCAAGCCAUCUGCCUACCACCACAUCGGGACUCGUUUGUACUUCCUAGCACGUGCUGGAUUACCGGAUGGGGAUACACCAAUGAGUUUGAAACUACAUCAGAUGUGCUCCAGAAGGCUGAGGUACCUCCAAAGGCAAGCACAGAAUGUCAGAAAAGUUAUUCGGCAAAGACAAUUAGCAGCAAGGUCUUAUGUGCUGGAUAUAAACAUGGCCAGAUUGAUUCAUGCAAGGGAGAUUCUGGUGGUCCUCUAGCUUGUGAAGUCGAUAACACGUGGUAUUUAAUUGGAAUUACAAGCUGGGGUGAAGGCUGUGCUCGUCCUGACAAGCCAGGAGUUUACACUAAAGUCACGGAUUUUACAGACUGGAUUGUACAACAUACACAAAUAGUAAUUUAAAAACAAAUCUUUGUUAUGACAUAAGUAUUCAACCUCUGGAUCCUAUACCUAGUACCUGUCGCCACAACAGCAACGACAUCCUGGAAACAGGCUAAGAUUUCAGGAGGAAUACUCACCUUUGACUUGUUAGUUAAUUUGUAUCAGUCAGAAAUAUCCACAUAUCUGUAAUGAAACAGUCUGUGCAUCUGUAAAUGUAUAUUCCAGUUGUAUGUGUUUAAUAAAAUAGGUCU